GUUAGAUUGUGGAGUAACUUGCUUUCUACUUGUGCAGAGGUGAAGUCCGUCAACAUAAAUUCUUAAGGGAAUGAAUUCGGAACAUUCAAUUCAUUUAUUUGAGUAAAUAAAGGAUUAUGCCACAGAAUAAUUGGGAGGAAGAUGCUUUAACGAAUGCCAUCCAAUUUGAUGCAUUAGAGAAAGUGCUACAGAAAGUUGUCGGUUCCCUUGAGAAUUUCCAGGUAAACUUGGAUGUCGCGACAGCAGAUAUUAAUAAAGUAAGUCAGCGGUCGAGUGACAUUCAUGUUCGUCUGAAUAAUAUGAAGAAGGUAGAGUCUGCUAUGGGGGCCGAAAUUGAUACCGGUAUUUUACCUCCUACAUUAAUAAAAACAAUAUGCACUGGCGAUAUGGAUCAUCCCAGUUGGGCAACCGCGUUGGAACAACUGGAGAUUUACAUUGGAGAUGAAAAGAGCGUUGUCAAUAACGAGAAGCUGAUGCUUCUGUCUCAAGAGAGUAGUGGAGAACAGAUGGAAUUGUGUCAAAAGCUAUGUUACAAAGCCAUUGAGAGGAUUCGAAAUUACAUUGUUGUUACGAUUAAAUUGUUUCGCCAUGGUCUUGUUGAUGUUGCUUCUAUGAGGAAGCAUCGUUUAAUCGCUAAGAAAAGUUAUUACUCGUUUCUCUCAAAGCAUAAUCCACAAUUAUCACUUGAGCUGCGGAAGGCUUAUAUAAACACCAUGAGCUGGUAUUACCACUAUCAUUUUUACCACUAUUCUCUACUUUUAUCCCGAGUCAACAUUCAUAAGGGUGAGCUAAUUCGUCCCGAGGAAGAUAGAAAAGGUUUUUUUAUGCUUGGAAAAGGUUCAACACAGAUCCAGUCAAGUCGGAUGUUUUCACUUGACUUACGUUCCCAGAACUUUGAUAUUAAUUCCGUCCUCAUGGCUUCGACACUAAACCAUAUAGAAUCGUCGCCUCAGUUUUUGGAACGUGUAUACUUUUCAUGGGAACUUGUGUUUACAGAACACGCAAGCGCCGAAUAUUCCUUCCUUGUGGAGUAUUUUGAACUUUCUAUGGAUGAACAAAAAACUAUAUUUCAAACAAUAUUUGAUGACACUUUACAGUUGUCUCAACAAUAUGUUUCAGACCUAAUAAGUACAAGUCUUGAUAGCAUUUCGAUUCUCAAGUGUAUUAGAUUUACUCAGGAUCUUAUUUUACAAUCACAAAAAAAUUUGGUUCCUGUUAUAGAGCCUCACUAUACGGCCAUGAUCAUAUUACUUUGGCCCCGUUUACAAACAAUCAUGGAUUUACAUUCUGAGUCAUUGCAAAAGUGCCCUCUUCCUUCGAAACCCGACGACCUCGCCUCUACUCCUCAUCCAUUAACUCAAAGAGUUUCCGAAUUACUGUACAGUCUCGCAACACUUAGCGCUAAUUCUUUGGAAGCCGAACCUUUGACUCACAGUGUUUCUCGAUUAUCUCAUGACUUUACUGCUUUACUUUAUAGAUUUUGUGAGGGCAUGUCCGACAAACGGAAAAGGAAUCGUUUUCUGUCAAACAACUUCACUCUCAUUUCUACAGUUUUAAGUGGUGCCCAUGGAAAACUGGCUUCUGACCAAAAACUAUACUUCGAAGAACUUAAUGACAAAGUAAACGACUAAUGACAAUAUCCAAUAUCAAAGUAUUAAUAAAACGUAUCUUCAUUAUUAGUAUUAUCGCCUGGAAUAUUCUUUAGCUAGUUAUAUAUAUAUUUAUAUUUAUGUGAAAUUAGAAUGCUUCCUGCUAACCUUGUAUCAAGUGCCACAAUAUAAAAACUAUUAAAGACUUUAAGCUUGAUGCUCCUUCACAACCCUUAGGAACCCUGCAACACGGCCCAUAUCUACUUCUCCUUGUUGACCAUCACUCUCUACUGCUUGCAAUAAACUUUCAAGUAAAGAGUCAACCUUGGUCUCCUCAACACCUGUACAUAAGGAUACUACUCGACGGCAUUUUGAUUUGAUAUUAGCAUUGCGACGGUGAAGAGUUUCAGCAAGAGCGUUAAGUCGAGCUUCGUUUCGUUCAUAAGCAGCGAUGCGAAUCUUUAAUUCAGUAACAGACGGUGUAUUUUUAGAGUUCACCACGAAAGGCGCAUCCGCAUCAACAGUUUCAGUUAAACUGACUGAACUGAAGUUUUUGUCUAAAGCCAGCAACUCAUUUUUCUGUUCAUCAAUUGAUAGCUCUAAGUUCUUGCAUCUCUGCUUCAACUCUGAUAGCAUAAGAGUAUGAGUUUCUGACCGUCGCAAUUGCUCUCGAAAUUCUGCUAGCUUUCUUGUAGAUUCUCUCAAUUGGGCGUAUGUGUUAUCAAUCAUGGAUUGCUUCGCAGCCAUUUCAUCUUGAAAAUCUUUAUCUAACGAAGUAAUAACAUCCGUGACCGAGGUAAUAAUAUCUUUGCUUUUUUGCUGAGCGGGCAUCACAAAUUUUUCUUUUUCUAUAUUAGUGUUGGAAACAUUGACAGUUUCCUUAAUAUCCUUUGCCUCAUCAUCACCAAAAAUUCCAAAAUCAUAAACUGUUAAGCCUGCCCGAUUAGGUAUGCUUUUGGAAGCCCCUGCUUGUAGCAAAAUAUCCACAACAGUUUUAUUUCCGAUACGAGCUGCUAUGUUAACAGCCGUAUCACCAUUUUUGUCUUGGUAAUUUAAAUAUUUUUUAAUGAAUUCUUCUAUUGUAAAGCCAUUGCUUGGAGUGGCAUGAGCGUCAGCCCAUCUCAAAAGGGUCUCCAAAUAGUAUCUGGCUGCAGAGCCCCUUCCUUUGAUUCCCGCCGUUAGACAUAUAUGAUGAACCACUGUACGACCUGCGUGAUCGAUGCAGUUUAGGGAAGGAUAGAGCAGAUCAAGCAACUCAUGAAAAGACGACUGGUUUAAAUGGUUAGUGACCAUAACAGAUCUCAUUAAAGCGGUUUCUCCUGUUAAAUUUCCACGUAGUGAAUUCGCUUUCCUACUAAUUAAGACAUUUAACAGUGGCAUCUUCGCGAGGGCAGCUGCCCAGUGUAGAGCAGCAUGUCCUAGUUCGUCAAUAGGAACGUCUAAAUCCAAAAGAUCUGUCAAUUUGGAUUCAACAAACUUAAUGUCCGAGUUAUUUAAGUCUAAGAAUAUUGAGGUUAAAACAUCCUUAGAGGUAUUAUAGUCGUGCAUAACAUUCUGAUCAAGGGGCGGUAGACUAGCGGUCAGUGUGGAAAAUGAUAUCGGAAAUUCAAGCUUUUCCUUUUUGAGAUGAACUUCCUGUUGGGUAGAUGGGAGGUAUGCAGAAGGGAAUGAUGCAGGAUACGAAUAGCCAGGUGAAUGCAGCUUGUGUCGCUUGAUGCUGUUUUCAGGAGUGGUGAUAGAAGAAGAGUCCAAAAGGUACAUAUUUGAGCGUUUUCCAGCUUUCUGUUCUUGUUUAUUCAUAAAUGAAGGUGACGAUAUGUUUCCAGCAUUAUUAGAGGGUUUCCCAACCUUCGAUAGAUUAUUAUGGUUAUGAUUCCGUAAAGGUAACCUGUUUGAAAGAUAUGCUUCUUGAGGGUCCUUAUCAGGAUGUUCUGGGCUUUUUGACAAUUUUGGAAAUAAAUCCAAGUUAAAUGAAAUUAAAGACUGUAGCAUCUCGUAAACACCAUAUUUUUUCGCUGUUGAGACAGCUUUUCCAAAAGGAACCCAAACACCGUCAACAUGAGGGUCUUUGAUGUCGACGUUUUCGUAUUCACCGUUCUCGAUUAUUUCAUCCAAUUCCGCUGCAUUCUCAAGACUACUUGUUCCGGCAAGACGAAGAAUUUGAGAUAUAUUAAAGUGUGAAUCAGAACACCGACGGAGAGCAACGUGUUCACCAUAUUGCAAUUCGAUAUACCGAACACCAGACAAUUCAAUAGCGUUUAGCUCAACUACCUUUCCAUCUCGUAAAACUUGAGAAUUUAUAGAAAUCCUCAAAUUCGGAUUGUCGUUGUAUGUAUUUUUUGUUUCUUCUUUUGGCGUUCCGAAAUGUUCAUGGUUUCUUUCAUAUGAAAAAGAAUCAUUUCCUAGCUCGAAUUGAGAGACGAAAUUUGCAGAUGUCAUGAUAUAUAUACCACGAGACUUAAAAUCUAAAGCGAGAAUCGUGUUAUUCUCUCGGAGUUUCCUUCGUACAACACGCUCAUCCAACUUCCAAAAGACUCUAGUGUAACUCCUUGAGAAAAUAUAAAAGACGGUUCCACCUUUUUCCAAAAGUCUUCGUUUGGUUGUUAUUAAGGGUUAAAUCCUUUUAUAAUAAGUCUGAAGUGAAGGAAGUUUGGGUGAAGUGUUUGUUGUUUAGUUGUACCCUCUAGCUACUACGAACAACCGUGUUCGUUUUAACGAUAUAUCCUUCAUAGCAUCUCGAAAUCCAAUUAAAUAUUUUCACUUUCCUCUUUUUUUUCAAUAAACCUCAUCAUAAAAUGUUUUUUUUAAGAGGUUUCUUCCUAUAAGACAUUUGCUACAAGUAAUGAAUUUUGAAAAAUUUUCACU
Schizosaccharomyces octosporus yFS286 is the source of this 4454-nucleotide messenger RNA. RefSeq names its product GARP complex subunit Vps52. The coding region runs from base 117 to 1631 and encodes 504 amino acids. Gene Ontology annotation, cellular component: GARP complex. Gene Ontology annotation, biological process: retrograde transport, endosome to Golgi; endocytic recycling; Golgi to vacuole transport. The record is from RefSeq and is a predicted model, not a curated record. NCBI's taxonomy places the organism in Eukaryota, Fungi, Ascomycota, Schizosaccharomycetes, Schizosaccharomycetales, Schizosaccharomycetaceae. The transcript has a single exon. Gene Ontology annotation, molecular function: syntaxin binding.